Molecule: messenger RNA, 2070 nt
Organism: Jaculus jaculus (lesser Egyptian jerboa)
Lineage: Eukaryota; Metazoa; Chordata; Mammalia; Rodentia; Dipodidae
Product: extensin-like
Exons: 3
Coding region: 1-2070 (689 amino acids)
Source: RefSeq, a predicted model, not a curated record
AUGGAGAAUCCAUCAGAGGUGCCAAAAGAUGAGCUGGUGCAAAUCACCUGGGAGUCCUCACACCCCCGCCGCAUCCUCGUUCCAGACCACCUGGGAGUCCUCACACCCCCGCCGCAUCCUCGUUCCAGAUCACCUGGGAGUCCGCACACCCCCGCCGCAUCCUCGUUCAAGAUCACCUGGGAAUCCUCACACCCCCGCCGCAUCCUCGUUCCAGAUCACCUGGGAGUCCUCACACACCCGCCGCAUCCUCGUUCCAGACCACCUGGGAGUCCUCACACCCCCAGCGCAUCCUCGUUCCAGAUCACCUGGGAGUCCUCACACCCCCGCCACAUCCUCGUUCCAGACCACCUGGGAGUCCUCACACCCCCGCUGCAUCCUCGUUCCAGAUCACCUGGGAGUCCUCACACCCCCGCCGCAUCCUCGUUCCAGAUCACCUGGGAGUCCUCACACCCCCAGCGCAUGCUCGUUCCAGACCACCUGGGAGUCCUCACACCCCCGCCGCAUCCUCGUUCCAGAUCACCUGGGAGUGCUCACACCCCCAGCGCAUCCUCGUUCCAGACCACCUGGGAGCCCUCACACCCCCACCGCAUCCUCGUUCCAGAUCACCUGGGAGUCCUCACACCCCCGCUGCAUCCUCGUUCCAGACCACCUGGGAGCCCUCACACCCCCAGCGCAUCCUCUUUCCAGACCACCUGGGAGUCCUCACACCCCCAGCGCAUCCUCGUUCCAGACCACCUGGGAGCCCUCACACCCCCAACGCAUCCUCGUUCCAGAUCACCUGGGAGUCCUCACACCCCUGCCGCAUCCUCGUUCCAGAUCACCUGGGAGUCCUCACACCCCCAGCGCAUCCUCGUUCCAGACCACCUGGGAGCCCUCACACCCCCAACGCAUCCUCGUUCCAGAUCACCUGGGAGUCCUCACACCCCUGCCGCAUCCUCGUUCCAGAUCACCUGGGAGCCCUCACACCCCCGCCGCAUCCUCGUUCCAGAUCACCUGGGAGUCCUCACACCCCUGCCGCAUUCUUGUUCCAGAUCUCCUGGGAGUCCUCACACCCCCAGCGCAUCCUCGUUCCAGAUCACCUGGGAGUCCUCACACCCCCAGCGCAUCCUCGUUCCAGAUCACCUGGGAGUCCUCACACCCCCGCCGCAUCCUCGUUCCAGAUCACCUGGGAGUGCUCACACCCCCAGCGCAUCCUCGUUCCAGACCACCUGGGAGCCCUCACACCCCUACCGCAUCCUCGUUCCAGAUCACCUGGGAGUCCUCACACCCCCGCUGCAUCCUCGUUCCAGACCACCUGGGAGUCCUCACACCCCCGCUGCAUCCUCGUUCCAGACCACCUGGGAGUCCUCACACCCCCAGCGCAUCCUCGUUCCAGAUCACCUGGGAGUCCUCACACCCCCAGCGCAUCCUCGUUCCAGACCACCUGGGAGUCCUCACACCCCCGCCGCAUCCUCGUUCCAGAUCACCUGGGAGUGCUCACACCCCCAGCGCAUCCUCGUUCCAGACCACCUGGGAGCCCUCACACCCCCACCGCAUCUUCGUUCCAGAUCACCUGGGAGUCCUCACACCCCCAGCGCAUCCUCGUUCCAGACCACCUGGGAGUCCUCACACCCCCAGCGCAUCCUCGUUCCAGAUCACCUGGGAGUCCUCACACCCCCAGCGCAUCCUCGUUCCAGAUCACCUGGGAGUCCUCACACCCCCGCCGCAUCCUCGUUCCAGAUCACCUGGGAGUCCUCACACCCCCAGCGCAUCCUCGUUCCAGAUCACCUGGGAGUCCUCACACCCCCGCCGCAUCCUUGCUCCACCUCAUCAUCUGAGAGUCCUCACACCCCAGCUGCCAAGACAAACAGGAACCUGCCAGCAGGAGCGCAGCCACCUGGAGUGCGGGAGCGAAGGCGCAGGCUCCUGGUGGAGCCCUCAGCGAGGAUCCACGGGCCCCGCGCGCCGGAGGCUCGUGUCUGCCCCCACGCCAGCGCCUGCCCAGCCCCUGGCCCUACAGUGUUCAUUCAUACAACCAAGGCAGCAAUACCAGAGACUCUGGGUGCUGGAAGCAUGCUGGACUCUGUAUAG